Nestor notabilis (Kea) is the source of this 2327-nucleotide messenger RNA. RefSeq names its product olfactomedin-like 2B (gene OLFML2B). Gene Ontology annotation, biological process: signal transduction. The coding region runs from base 1 to 2139 and encodes 712 amino acids. NCBI's taxonomy places the organism in Eukaryota, Metazoa, Chordata, Aves, Psittaciformes, Psittacidae. The transcript is spliced from 7 exons. The record is from RefSeq and is a predicted model, not a curated record.
AUGUUUGCUAACUUCUGGGUCACCUGUGCUCAGCUGUUAGGUGACUAUGACAAGGUGAAGGCGGUGUCUGAAGGCUCCGACUGUCGGUGCAAAUGCCUUGUCAGGCCCCUGGGCCGUUCAGCCUGCCAAAGGAUUAAUGAAGGUGCUUUCAAAGCGGAAGAUUUUUACACGGUGGAAACCAUCACGUCAGGACCCAGCUGCAAGUGUGCAUGUGUGGCCCCCCCCUCGGCACUCAACCCUUGCGAGGGGGACUUCAGGCUGAAGAAGCUGCGGGAGGCAGAGAGCAGUGACCUGAAGCUGUCCUCCAUUGUUGAGAUGCUGGAAAGUGCCUUUUAUGGCUUAGACCUUCUGAAGCUGCACUCGGUCACAACCAAGCUGGUGGGUCGGGUGGAAAAGCUUGAGGAGGGCAUGUCCAGGAACUUCACACAGCAAGGCCACCGGGCAGGAGCCAACAUGGAGGACACUCUGCAGAAUCCCCACCGCAGGGACCAGGAGAACUGCUCCAGCCUCCUCACCAACAGCCUUGCUGACAUUGAGAGCUCGCUGCAGCGGGAUGCUGAGGCUGCCUACGUGCAUGCAGAGGGAAAAUAUGAAGAAAGAUUCCUGAAAGAGGAAACCAUAUCCCAGCAGAUCAACUCUGUUGAGUCCUUCCCGGAGCUGCACCUCUCUCCGGAGGAUGAAAAGCCUGAGCAGCUCUUGCAGAGGAAGCUGCGUGUGAGGAGCCGUCCUCCUUCCAAGCCUACCAUUGUCCGAGGGGUCACCUACUACAAAGCCCAGUCCACUGAGUCAGAGAAUGAUAUUGAGGAGCAACCGGAUGAGCUGUUCAGCGGGGACAACACGGUGGACCUGCUGAUUGAGGACCAGCUCCUGAGGCCCAGCAGCAGGGUGGGCGAGGAUGCAAGGAAGCCUUCCCCGGUGGGAUGGCCACCCACCUCUGGCAGCGACCCUACCACCCUGCCAACUGCCGACACUGCCUCGGUGGCCACAGUGCCUCUGUCCCCUGCCAUGUCCACAGAGCCCAUGCUGGUCCCCACCGCUGUGAGCCGGCUGACCCCCACCCCGGAGACCAUGACUGCCCUGCCAGGGCUAGUGGAAGAGGAGACUCCACAGCUACUGGCAGGCUUGCCCCGCACGGUGAUAGCCACAGCCACAGAAAGCCUGCCCACAGCCACCACUGCUGUCCCCAGCCCUGCUAUGGCCACCACCACUGGCACCUCAAAGGACAUGGGGAUGAGCCCUGCCCCAGAGACCAGCCCAGGAGCUUGGGGACCAGCAAGCACCCCCCCAACACCAGUCAAUCCCACCAUCCCUGCCACUCCAAAGCAAGCCCUGGAGGAGGAAGACAUCAGGAACAUCAUUGGGCGCUGCAAGGACACACUGUCUACCAUUUCGGGGCCCACCACCCAGAACACCUAUGGGCGCAAUGAGGGGGCCUGGAUGAAGGACCCCCUGGCCCAGGAGGAGCGUAUCUAUGUCACCAACUACUACUAUGGGAACACGCUGGUGGAGUUCAGGAACCUUGACAACUUCAAGCAAGGUCGCUGGAGCAACUCCUACAAGCUCCCGUACAGCUGGAUUGGGACAGGGCAUGUUGUCUACAACGGCUCCUUCUACUACAACCGGGCCUUCACACGCAACAUCAUCAAAUACGACCUGAAGCAGCGGUAUGUGGCUGCCUGGGCCAUGCUGCAUGAUGUGGCCUAUGAGGAGUCUACCCCAUGGCGAUGGCGAGGCCACUCAGACGUGGACUUUGCUGUGGAUGAGAAUGGCCUGUGGGUCAUCUACCCAGCCAUCAGCUAUGAGGGCUUCAACCAGGAGGUGAUUGUGCUGAGCAAGCUGAACGCGGCCGACCUCAGCACCCAGAAGGAGACCACGUGGCGGACGGGGCUGCGGAAGAACUUCUACGGGAACUGCUUUGUCAUCUGUGGGGUCCUGUACGCAGUUGACAGCUACAACAAGAGGAAUGCCAACAUCUCCUAUGCCUUUGACACGCACACCAACACGCAGAUCAUCCCCCGGCUGCUCUUUGAGAAUGAGUAUGCAUACACCACACAGAUAGACUAUAACCCCAAGGACCGCCUGCUCUACGCCUGGGACAAUGGGCACCAAGUCACCUACCAUGUCAUCUUUGCCUAUUGAGACCCCCUGCCACAGUGGGGCACUGCGAGCCAGGGGCCACCAGCACCUUUUAUUAUUAUUUUUAUUGUUAUUAUUGUUAUUUUGUACAAAUCAAAGAGUAAAUGAUGGAUUUUUAAGCUGUUUUUUAUGGCGGAUUGUAGAUCGAUCCCAGGCCAGAACUCCCCCCUUAGUCUUUGCUGUAACCUUGC